UACCGGUUGAUUUGUUUUCAUCUUCAGUGACUUCAGUGAUGUGGUGACUUUUCAUUACAGUCGAGUUACAUGUACACUGUACAUAGGUUUAUUUCGAGGAAAUUGACAGAAAAUGAGACGAUUAAAUGUUGCAAAUAGUAACAAGGCCUUAAAGGUGGUAAAAGAGUUUGAUGCCUUUCCUAAAGUACCAGACGAUUAUAAGAAAACGACAGUCUCGGGUGGAGGGUUAUCUAUUUUAACAUUUGUUAUAAUUGGUUUAUUGGUGAUAUCAGAGUAUCAGUAUUACAGUUCUACAGAGCUCAAGUUUGAUUAUCAAGUUGAUACACAGUAUUCGGGGAAAUUACAAGUUAAUGUAGACAUGACGGUAGCCAUGAAAUGUGAUUUUAUAGGAGCUGACAUCCUGGAUGUAACAGGUCAAGAUACACACAGUUUUGGUCAAUUAACUCUUGAUCCAGCUUACUUUGACCUUUCACCUAAACAGAAAAAAUAUCAAAACUUUAUUCAGGAAGUGAACAGAUAUUUACAAACAGAAUACCACGCAGUACAGGAAUUACUGUGGAAAACGGGAGGACCUAAUUUCCGUGGUGGCAUGCCUCCGAGAGAAGAUAAACCAGAUCAUGAACCGGAUUCUUGUCGAGUUCAUGGUACAUUAGAGGUCAACAAGGUCGCUGGUAAUUUUCAUAUUACAGCCGGGAAAGUUUUCCGUCAUGCUGGAAUGCGAGGGCACAAACAUAUGACACCUAUGUUACCGCCCUCUGAUUAUAAUUUUAGUCAUAGAAUUGAUCACCUUUCAUUCGGUGAGCCGAUAGCUGGUGUUGUUUAUCCUUUAGAUGGAGAGGAACUUGUUACUAUUAAUAAUUAUCACAUGUUUCAGUAUUUUAUGAAAGUCGUUCCUACAGCUGUGAGAACGUAUUCUGCAAACGUUGACACAUAUCAGUUUGCUGUCACAGAAAGGAAUCGUAGUAUUAAUCACCAUGAAGGUAGCCAUGGAGUACCUGGUAUAUUUGUUAAAUAUGAUCUGAAUUCUUUAAAAAUACAAGUACGUGAAGAACAUCAACCAUUCUGGCAGUUUAUUGUCAGGAUGUGUGGUAUUGUAGGCGGUAUAUUUUCAGUCUCAGGGAUGCUACAUGAUAUCUGUGGAUUUAUAGUUGAUAUUAUAUGUUGUCGAUUUAAAAUCGCAGAAGAAAAAAAUAGGAAAAAUACAGAUUUAGUUAAUUCUGUUUCACAACCUCUCAAUUCUUUAGUUGAUCAGUUUCCAUCUCAUAAUAUAGAAAAUAAUCCAUUACUUUCUACACAGGUUCAAACAUAGUAGAAAAUUAGAAAAUAGACCUUAGUUUAUUUAUUAAUGUGCGGGGUGCCCCACACUGAAAUGGGAUCUGAUAAAGAUAACUUACUUCAUUGAAUGUUCAGCCACAAUUUUUACAAAACAGCUUCAAUGUAUAUAUACAUUGUCAGCAGUAGCUUGUAUUCACCUUUUAAUAUCCAUCACACAUGAUAAACUAUAACACGUACUUAUGGAAGAACAAUUACUUAUUUAUUUAGGUGACGUUUCGAAGAGUAUUCUCUCAACAUUUUCAAGCAAGUACAGUAACAAAUGUUACCACACAUCUUUCAUAAGUAUGUGUUAUAGUUUAUUGCUCUAUCCAGUUACUCAAUGCCUCUAAAAGAUCACCACAUAUGAUAUUCUUUAAAUAUGCCUAUCAAAUAAUAAAGAACCAUCAAAAAUUUAUGUUAAUGAGUCUGAAUUACAGUAAUAUUUAAAUUGUCAGUUAGGUUUAUUUAUCAAUUUGUUAUUUUAUUAAUUAUGUCAUUUAGAGCUCAUAGUAGAAUGUUAGUCAUACUUUUCUUGAAAUCUUCACAGACUUUCUGAAUUCAGAUUCUUUUCCUAGCUGUUUAUAUUUCUAUAUAAAAUAUUCUUGAUAUUCCAGGCCCGUUAAUCAGCCAGGUAUUGGCUAAUAAUAGACUGGUUUAGUGAGAUUAAUAUAACUUAUUAAACAUAUGUAAGAGUUAAAUCCGCCUAUUUGCAGGUCUUUCUUUAGGUCUUUAAUGUUAUAUAAACUAAUUAGACAUUUAUUAACAAAACUAGACCAUAAUCAACUAUUGAUGGCAUCGGAUACUCAAGAUUUUAACUAGAUUAGAUACGGUUUGCUAUUUAAAAAUUUAGUUUAAAAAUGGGAAAGUGAGGUUAAGUCUUGACUAUACCUGUACACUGGUUACCAUAAUGCAAACAUCUUGUCAAAACUACAAACAGUGAUAACUUGGCUCAGAAUGAAGAAAUUUGAAUGAAAUUUUCAAAAUUUUCAUUUUACAUUUUUGAGCCAUUGUAUAGCAACAAUGGUCAGCUCUUUAUCUAAAUCUUACAUAAUGUAUCUUUAAAUACAACAUGACUGUGUGUUUAGAGAUGAUAAAUGGAGGAAACGUAGGUAAGGCUUGUUAUAUAUAUGAAUAUAGAGGCAUACUUGUGGAUACAUUUGGAGAUAUUUUAUAUAUCACGGGGCACCCUAUAAUUGGUUGUAACAUGUCCCGCCUCAAUCGGGGCUAUCUUUUAUAAUGAUGAACUUACAACAAACCAGUUAGUUGUGUACUGUCUAAAAAAUGGUAUUCCUGUAAAGUUCAUAAUCUAUAACAUUCUGUUGUUUUUAUUGAAAGUUUUUCUAGUAAAACAAUUAUUUGUAUCGAUUUGGGGUAAAUUUGACUUGCAGAACUCCAUCUAUAAUAUUGUAUGUGCUAUUUGAACACUUCAAUUUCCAAUAUUAUUUACCAACCUCGUGGGUUUUCUCCAGGUCCUCCGGUUUCCUCCCACUGCUAAAGACCCCUACGCGCAAGCAAAUUAUUAAAAUAAAAUUAAACCAUAUGUUAGUCGAGAUGUUAAACCCCAUUUCUCUCUCUCUCUCUCCAAUAUUAUUUUAUUAUUCCUUUCACUUAUCUUAGGUAAAUUAAUUACUGAUUUAAUGAUGUGCCAAUAUUAAGAUAACUUGAUGAGUUAAAAUUUGUUUAAAAGUACACCAAAAUGACUUACAAUGGUUCUUAUCCAAAAAAGAUCUAUUGAAAGCCCCCCAAAAAAGAAGAAAUAAAACAGAUCCCUUCGGGUCGUGAGGCGCAAAGCAGUAGCAUGUUUAGUUGUGCCUAAAUUUAUUUAUUUUGCAUUUGGUGUUUUAAUGGAAAACUUAUAAUUCUUUUUCCGAAAAAAUCAUUUUGGUAUAAAGAACUCUUAAUAUUCAGAUACAUAGACUAAUAAGACAAACUUAUUUCUUACUAAAAUAAUAUUAUAACUUAUUGUUUUGUAAUACCAACAUAACGUGCAUAAAAUCAUGGACACUGUAAGAGCUAUAAAAAAAAAUUAGUGAUGAGAUUUGUAGAUUUUCAUUGGGAGAACUACUGCUAUCUUGUUCGCAUAUAUGUGGUAUAUAUACAUGAAUGUUUUUACUUUUUAAUCUGAAGAAUAGAUUGUCUAUUCACUUGUUUUUAUUUGCCCACAUUUUAUAUGGAGUAUAUUCGAACUGCCAUGGUUCAUCCAUCUAUUCACAUGUAAAUUCUGAACAAGUUAGUUUUUUUUUUACAUUUUUUCAAACUUACUGGAACUGCUUGCAGAAAGAAAUCCUAUCGAAAUUCAGUGUCGUACAUUGAUUUUGUUUAAUCUUGUUCUAUCCAAUAUACUGUCUCAUAUCACUUUCACCCAUUACACAUCAAUUACUGUCCACAUUCUUCUUCGUAUCAAUGAACAACCGACAGCUCGCGCCUCUAGCAGGGGGGUUGGAUGGCCGAACGGUUAGCAUGAGCGCUGUAUCAUAAGGUCUGUCAUUGAGUCAACUGGUGUGGUUUCGAUUCUCAGGUUGAACGUGAUAAGGAGUAGAGUUGCCUGUCCAACAUUGUGGGUUUUCUCCGGGUCCUCCUAUUGCUAAAAACCCCUACGCGCAAGCAAAUUAUUGAAAUAAAAUUGAACCAUGUUAGUCCCGAAAUGACAUAGUUUGUGUCAAGUGGAAGUUAAACCAUAUUUCUCUCUCUCCCUCUGUAAUGACUCUGACUAGUCAAAGUUUUAAUUAAGCAUGUGCAAGAUUUUUUUGGCUAGUCAUUAGAAGGAAAGAGUAUGCUUUGAUUUUAUGUGCAUAUAUAGUUCCUCUCACCGUGUGCACAUUCCAAAUUGCAGUUUUUAAAACCCAUUUAUUGCUUCUUUCACUGACCAACAUCCUGUAGGGUAUGUCCAUACUACCUUUUACAAUGAAGUUGCUUCCAGAUUUUCAUCAAUGCACAUGUUUCGACAUAAUUUUCUAUUGUGUUCUCAUUGUUGUUUUUAUGUUUCAAUAUACUUGAUACAAAACUGCCGACUUCCAUGCAAGCCUGUAUAUAACGGUUUUAGUUGUACUCGACAAAAUGUCAGACACUCUUAAUGAACUAGUUCGUGAUAUAUUCAACUUAGUGCUGGUCUGCCGGAUAUGUAUUAAACAUACAUUAUGCAAGAGCUAAAUUUGCCUAUUGCAGGUCUUUCUUUAGGCCUGAAAUUUUUUUCUCAAUUGUUAAUUAGACAUUAAUUAACUUCUCCAGGCCAUAAUCAGCUCUUGAUGGCAUGUGAUUUCUCCAAUAUUAAAUAGAUUAGAACAGUUCAGCCAUAUUUUGAUUUGAGCUAAAAAUGGAGGAGCGAUACUUAGCUUCACACAACCAGUACGGUGGUUGAAAUUAUUGCACACUUUCUUGUCAAACCCUCAAAGGCUAAUAUCUUCGCUCACAAUAGAGUAAUUUGAAUGAAAUUUUCAAAUUAUUCAUUUUACAUUUUCUAUUUUUGGACUAUUAUAACCAGAAUGGCUGUCUCUUUAUCUAAAUCUUACAUAAUGUAUCUUUAAUAAUAUCGAUAAAAACACAAAUUUGUGCCGGUAAAUUGACAGGCCCCGGAGGGAUUGUGUCUGACAAUGUCUGUUAUAUCUAGGCUUGCUUUCAUCUAGGUUAAACUGCUGAUUUGUUUGGUUGCAGUAUUUCAUUUACAGAUGUUCUGAAAUUACAUGUAGCUACUACAUACGAAAAUUAUUAUUAUGUAAAUCAAUUUAGAUUUUCUACUACAUGUAUAAUAUUAUUUCUGUUAUAAUUACUGUUUAAAAACAGCAAUUAAUUGACGUUAAAUUUAUGAAAUUAGGGGUAAAUAAAAAUUGAUUGGUUUU
Patella vulgata (common limpet) is the source of this 5150-nucleotide messenger RNA. Its product is annotated as endoplasmic reticulum-Golgi intermediate compartment protein 2. The record is from RefSeq and is a predicted model, not a curated record. NCBI's taxonomy places the organism in Eukaryota, Metazoa, Mollusca, Gastropoda, Patellidae. The coding region runs from base 113 to 1309 and encodes 398 amino acids. Gene Ontology annotation, cellular component: membrane; endoplasmic reticulum; COPII-coated ER to Golgi transport vesicle. Gene Ontology annotation, biological process: retrograde vesicle-mediated transport, Golgi to endoplasmic reticulum; endoplasmic reticulum to Golgi vesicle-mediated transport. The transcript is spliced from 11 exons.